Molecule: messenger RNA, 1781 nt
Organism: Jaculus jaculus (lesser Egyptian jerboa)
Lineage: Eukaryota; Metazoa; Chordata; Mammalia; Rodentia; Dipodidae
Gene: Katnbl1
Product: katanin regulatory subunit B1 like 1
Exons: 10
Coding region: 142-1056 (304 amino acids)
Cellular component (GO): nucleolus
Molecular function (GO): microtubule binding
Source: RefSeq, a predicted model, not a curated record
CUGCGCGCGGCGGCGUUUGAAUGGCUCUGAGUGGGGCCCGGCCGGGGAGCCGAGGGACGCUCUAGGCUGCGGGGCGCGGCUGGCCAGCGCCGUGGUUGGGCUGAGGCGCCGGUACCAUGAGGCGCCGGUAUUUAAGAGAUUAUGGCAUCUAAAACCAACAAUGUUAAAAAACGGAACUCCUGUAAUAACAUUGAGGAUCAUUCCAUUGAUCUUCCUAGAAAGAGGAUCUCUAAUUUCACUAAUAAGAACAUGAAGGAGGUUAAGAAAUCUCCAAAACAGUUGGCUGCUUACAUAAGUAGAACAGUUGGACAAGUCGUGAAAAGCCCAGAUAAAGUACGCAAGGUGAUCUGUCGCAGAAAGAAAGGUCAUCACCCAUUUCUAAAUCCCUGUUACCGAAACAAACAGUCCCCUAAAAGUGGGGACUGUGACAUGGCAAAUAAAGAAAAUGAACUGGCUUGUGCAGGCCACCUGCCUGAAAAAUUACGCCAUGAUAGUCGAACAUUUUUGGUCAACUCUAGUGAUUCCGGUUCUUCACAAACAGAAAGCCCAUCAUCAAAAUACAGUGGCUUUUUUUCUGAGGUUUCUCAGGACCAUGAAACAAUGGCCCAAGUUUUAUUCAGCAGGAAUUUGAGAUUAAAUGUAGCUUUAACUUUCUGGAGAAAGAGAAGUAUAACUGAACUUGUUGCCUAUUUGGUGAGGAUAGAAGAUCUUGGAGUUGUGGUAGAUUGCCUUCCUGUUCUAACUAAUAGUUUACAGGAAGAAAAGCAAUAUAUCUCACUUGGCUGCUGUGUAGACUUGUUGCCUUUAGUAAAGUCAUUACUUAAAAGCAAAUUUGAAGAAUAUGUUAUAGUUGGUUUAAAUUGGCUUCAAGCAGUAAUAAAAAGGUGGUGGUCAGAACUAUCAUCCAAAACGGAAAUUAUAAAUGAUGGAAAUAUUAAGAUUUUGAAGCAACAAUUAAGUGGAUUAUGGGAACAAGAAAACCAUCUUACUUUGGUUCCAGGAUAUACUGGUAAUAUAGCUAAGGAUGUAGAUGCUUAUUUAUUACAGUUGCAUUGAGAAAUUUCAUCUACUACAGAGCUUUUGGUUAUUGAAAACAUCACCAGAUUAAAUGAUUUCCAAAAGUAAGUCUCUUCUAAGAACUGUGGACUAUGGAAGAAAUCAAAUCAUUUUUUUUUUCUUUUAAAAGCCACAUGAUGAAACUACUAAUGAAACCCUAACAAUCUACUUCACAUUGAAGUGGAAAGAUAGCCAAAAGGAGCAGCUUCGGCGUCCCUGAGCUGACUGCACACCAGGAGGCUGUUCGCUGUUGCUGCAUCAGUUUCUAUGGCUGUCUGCAGCAUGGCGUGAGAACUGAUGGGUCUUCAUGCGGUCCUGCGUGAGACUACAAUUUAUACUAUGCGAGAAAAUAAGACAGGACUUACUACUAGGAACUACAAAAACCAAUCAUUAAUUUUACUGUGUUUUAUAACAUAAAAAAAGACACUUCAAUGUCUGCAGCUACUUCUGUUGAAAAGACUGAAAGUUUAAAGCAUCAAAGUAAAUAAUCAGUAUAAAAUUGUUUUAGCCCACACUGAUACUGUGUAUACAAAAUGCCUUAAUUAUUAAUAAGCCAAUGUAUUAUUAUACCAGUAUCUCUUUUAAAAAAAUUAGAAGACCCAAUGCUUCUGGCAUAAUAAAAUCAUGGAAUUAAAUCAAGGGUUUAACAUUCAUAAAGGAUGUUGUAUUGAAAUAUAUCCCACACCAGUUUUUAAACUUGAGAAUAUUUUUAGUGGCUCUUUUUU